CCUGGAGUUAUGCUGUCAUCAACAGUUGCAUAAUUUGAAGCCCACGGAGCGGCGACGAGUGGCUGCAGUUUUGCGUUCGUUUCAUGUAAAGUCUUGGAAGAAUAUGAGCGCCUCACUUCGGCUGUACAUUGAGACUGAUGAUCCGGAUUAUCCGGGUUGGAACAAACUGAGGCUAAGAGGAAAAGAUUUGGAGAACAUUCCCGCUGAGUUGUUUAUGUUGCAGGAUCUUCAUAUACUCGGGAUGAGUCCAGAACGGCAACCUUCGUUGUGUUACCAGCUCACAGAAUUACCCCCUGAAAUUGGUGGGCUUCUUAACCUGAGAGUACUUCUCUUGGACACAAAUCAGCUGCGGUAUUUGCCCCCAGAAAUCGGGAAGUUAAAGUGCAUGGAAAAACUGUCAAUAUCGAAUAAUCGGCUGAAAUGUUUACCGGUUACAAUUUCGGGAAUGAAGCGCCUACAGAGUCUACAUUUGGCGAAUAACCUCUUUACAGAAUUUCCAAGACCAAUAUUGAAGCUGAAGAACCUGAAUUUUUUGGAUCUCUCAAGCAACCAGAUCGAAUGCAUACCUGUCGGAAUAGCAGGUCUUGAAAAGCUGGAGACCUUGUUGAUGUUUGACAACAGGAUGUCCAGACUACCAGACGAGAUUGGUAACAUGCCUCAGCUGCGUUGUUUGUGGAUUGGUAACAACCGAAUAAGAAAACUACCCAGCACUAUCUUAAAUUUGCGCGAACUAAUCUGGUCGCCUCUACUUUGUCCCAGUGUCACGUUGGAUGGCAACCCAUUGGUGGACCCCCCACCGGAGGUGUGCAAGGCUGGAGUGGAUGAAAUCGAUCAACAUUUCGGAAGGUCAUGAAGUGUUUAUGUAUGUGCAACUGAAAGACCGAACCUGAUUUUUGGCACCAGUCUUCAGCCAGUCAUCGAAUUAGAACUAAAGCCUCCUGGAAAAUCGGUUUACCUAUUGUUUGCAGAAAAUCACAACAGCUAUCGCACAUGCUAUCGAUGGAAAUCCCCGAAUAUAGUGCAUAUAAAGGAUUCUGAUGUCGUUGGUUAUUUCUUUAAUUCUACAUAUACGUUCAUAACACCAUUUAAUAAAAAACACUUCCCCACUGCUG
Molecule: messenger RNA, 1112 nt
Organism: Dicrocoelium dendriticum
Lineage: Eukaryota; Metazoa; Platyhelminthes; Trematoda; Plagiorchiida; Dicrocoeliidae
Source: the annotation of a GenBank genome assembly